Messenger RNA from Brassica oleracea var. oleracea, 1065 nucleotides. RefSeq lists its product as uncharacterized. Lineage: Eukaryota; Viridiplantae; Streptophyta; Magnoliopsida; Brassicales; Brassicaceae. The coding region runs from base 1 to 1065 and encodes 354 amino acids. The transcript has a single exon. The record is from RefSeq and is a predicted model, not a curated record.
AUGGGAAAGAGAAAGUGUAACUCCAGGUAUCGAAGCUCCACUCCGGAUAAUCAAUCUCCGACUCGUCGUGAUGGAUCUCCUCAAUCUAUUCCGCCGCACGAAGCAUCUGGAUCCUCGAAUCAAGCUCAAAAUGUUCAGAAUAUUGAACCUCAGGCUCCAAUUCGUCUCUCUAAACCGUUUGAGGUAUCAAACUCUCCUGAUAACAUUCAUAGUUUGUACUAUCUGCGUAGCUCUGAUCAUCCUGGCUUAGUACUAACAUCUGAAGCUUUAGACGAAACAAACUAUAGUAUAUGGAUAGUUGCUAUGACUACUAGUCUAGAGGCGAAGAAAAAACUUGGAUUCAUUAAUGGAUCUAUUGCUAUGCCUACUAAAAGUGAUAUGUAUUAUAAGAUCUGGUGCCGUUGCAAUAGUAUGGUGAAGUCAUGGUUGCUCAACAGCGUUUUAAAGAAAAUAUACACAAGUAUACUCUACUUCAAAGCAGCUGCAGCCAUUUUGAAGGACUUACAUGUUCGUUUUCACAAAUCCAACCUUCCAAGACUAUACAAGCUCUUGCAUCAACUGCACGCUCUCAGGCAGGGCACUAUGUAUCUAUCUUCAUAUCAUACUCAGACUCAGUCUUUAUGGGAAGAACUGAACAGCCUUCACGUUCCAUCUCGAACUGUGGAAGGUCUUCUUGCUCAAAAUGAGAACAACAGAGCCAGUGACUUUCUCAUGGGCCUUAAUAACAUCUAUGAUCAUAUCCGUAGUCAGAUCCUCAUGAAGAAGACAUUACCUUUUAUGUCCGAAGUCUAUAACAUUCUCGAUCAAGAAGAUAGUCUGAGGUCUGCUCGGAACUCUUCUCACACUAAGCCUGAUUCAGUCACUUUCCAAGUCUCUUCCAACCCUAACUACGACAAGAAUCGUUCAGUCUGUACUCACUGUGGUGGUUAUGGUCACAUCAUUGACCGCUGCUACAAAUUGCAUGGAUAUCCCCCAGGAUUUAAACCCAAAGGGAAGUUCUAUCCUAAGAAGACUCAGUCUCAGAACUCUCAAGUAGCAGCAAAUGUGAUCACUUCUAUGACUUAA